UUCGUGACAUUGGAUUACGAUGUGAAGGUUAACAAGACCGUCUCAUUAUUUAGGCAAUUACCGGGCAGCCAGUUUGGAUUCUGAUUGUUGUUAACGGAUAAUACCUCGACUAUGGAAACCUAUUUAAAAUUCUAACGUAACGGCAUUUCAGUUUUCACCUUUCGUUAAGAAAUUUUCACAUCAUUAAAAGGCUUAUCAAGUAGGUAAUUAAGCUACCAACAACCAGCCUCGACGAAUAUCUUCGAAACAAUUUUACGCAACUUCCAAACAGAAUAUUGGCCUGCUUGUGGUUGUAGGAAACGUGGGCUGCACUUUACUGAAAAUUGUGGUGUGUACAAUAGAAACAGUUUCCUGAAUUUAUCAUCGAUUACUAGGACAGAAAAAUUGGACGCCAAAGAUAAACCGAUUAUCCGAGAUGCCUAAACUCAAGCAACCAGCCGCGCUCGAGCAAAUUACCUUCGACUUUUUGGUCGAGUACUUCGUGGAUCUGUGCAAUCGACUAAGCUGCAAAGGGGACGUGCCUCGACUUCGUCAAACCGUUGCGCUGAUCAAAGAGUUCCUCUUCCCUUGGCUGCCACCGAGUCGACGCCUGCUAGCAGAGUUUUGUGCGAAAUUCGUGGAAAAGUUUCACGAACGUGAGAAAAAGUAUCGCGGACCCCGGCCAGAAAGCCACGUUGCAGCGGCUCUGGAAAUGAUCAUGGACGUAGAUCUUACCGGACUCCGGUGUGGCUAUCACACCAUGCGUUUUUUGGACAUACACGAUGCCAGUAGAAUCCGAGGCUUGGAGAAAUUGGACAUAACGAUGCACGGGAAUAAGGGCAUGGGCAGUUUUCGCUUGCAGAACCUCACCGAAUUGUAUUGCCAUUAUCAUUUCAACGACAGUUAUCUCGCGAUUGUGGGAUCGCAAUGCUUGAAGUUACGCGUAUUGGACAUCAGAGACUCCUCGCGUGUCACUGACGAAGGAUUGCGCGCCUUACGUCCGUGCUCCGAAUUACGCGUCUUUUAUUUUUACGGUCACAAGGUUUCUGCUGCUGGCAUAAACGAACUUUUGUCGUCGCACCAGAAGAUCAAGGAGUUUAAUGUUAAUUAUGAUAUAUUGUCACGCCCGACGUCGCAAGUCUGUCCCGCGAUGCAAAAAUUUUGCUUUCAAACAACCUUCGUCGACGAAACGCAUUUUCGUGCAGCCGCCGCGCUCUUUCCAAAUUUGACUGAUAUUCAAAUCGACUGUAAAGUCAAUGGUGAUCUGCGCGAAUUGAGGGCCGUCAAGAAUCUUACGGGACUUAACUUCUAUUGCUGGAAUGCCGUUUCCAUGGAGAAUCUUAGGCAACUCCUGGCGUUCGUUGGUGAAAAUAUUUUACACUUGAAGGUGAUAACUGAAUCAUCUCGAACCUUCCUGUCGAAAACCGACUUGGAAUACAUAUAUAAUAUCUGCAAGAAUAUUCAAAGCUUGGAAUUCGAAUAUAAACCACUUACCAAAAUUGACACGUUAACGAUACCGCCGUUUUCGAAAUUGAAAACUUUGAAGAUGAAAAAAGCUUGGAAGAUUCACGACAGGUAUGUGACGCUACAAUUACAGCAAAUGGUGGAGCUCGAGGUUCUGGAGGUUUAUGGCUUUGGUUUAAUGAAUCAAACCGUUGAAUCGAUCAUGUGUAAUCACGUGAAUUUUCCCAAGUUGAGAAUAGUUCGAACCUCAAGCAUUCAUAACGAUAAUCUCAUUCGUUUAAAUCGAAUAGCGAAAGAGAAAAACCUCGAUUUUACAGUUCAAGCCGAAAUUGGUGCCUUUUAUAGUCAAUUCUGAAUGUAACAACGAAUUGAUUCAGGGAUGUAUGUGUAAAU
Molecule: messenger RNA, 1836 nt
Organism: Neodiprion fabricii
Lineage: Eukaryota; Metazoa; Arthropoda; Insecta; Hymenoptera; Diprionidae
Exons: 3
Coding region: 416-1798 (460 amino acids)
Biological process (GO): SCF-dependent proteasomal ubiquitin-dependent protein catabolic process
Cellular component (GO): SCF ubiquitin ligase complex
Source: RefSeq, a predicted model, not a curated record